Messenger RNA from Betta splendens (Siamese fighting fish), 9805 nucleotides. Its product is annotated as zinc finger protein 239-like. Bases 1286 to 2329 code for a protein of 347 amino acids. The transcript has 2 exons. Gene Ontology annotation, biological process: negative regulation of transcription by RNA polymerase II; regulation of cytokine production; regulation of immune system process. The record is from RefSeq and is a predicted model, not a curated record. Lineage: Eukaryota; Metazoa; Chordata; Actinopteri; Anabantiformes; Osphronemidae.
GUCCAUGAAUUCUGUGAUAUCACAUAUAUUUGUCACGAUCUGGGGUUUGUUUCUUGUUGUUUCCUUGUCUUAUUUUGGUUCCAGGUUCCAUUUCCGGUUUUAUUUUGGUAGCACUCCCGGUUUCCGUUUCUGUUCCUGCUUUACUUCCUGUUAUCAGUUCUGUUCUCCCUAGCUCAUUACCUACACCUGUCUGUAAUCAGUUAAUCACUCACCUGUGUAUUUAGUCAGCUCCUGUGUCCUUAGUUCCCUGCCAGAUUGUCGUGUUUCUUCAGAGUUCCGAGUUUCGUUCGUGUUUCUUGUGAGUCCCUGAGUUCCCUGAGUGUUCCGUGUGUUUCGUGUUCUUCGGGUUCUGUUCCGGUUUUGCCUUGUGUAUCCUGCCCGACCCUGGACUACUACUGACCGUGAGUUUGUCUCAUUCCUGCCUGUACUUUUGCCGAGCCUGCUUGUGUAACGAACCCUGCCUGGACACUGGAUUAGAGAUUGCCUGCUCCCUUGUGUGCUACUUCAUUGAACGACUGGUGUAUGACCUGGACCGUCUGACCCUGCUUCAUCUAAUAAACCUGUGUUUAAUCACUAUCCUGCCUCGGUGCUGUGCAUGUGGGUCCGCCGCCUGCUUCGAGUCCUGACAAUAUUUGGGAAGGACUAAUAAAACACAAAAAGCAAACAUUACAUAUUACUACAUUGAGGAGACAGGUUUGUCAUUUAGUUAAAUCAAAGACCUUUGUUUUAUUUUAUUUUUCCACAAAACAUGACUUUAAUCACCUUCUUACUAACUCUUCAGCUUUGGAGAAUAGCCGUUUGCACGGCACUGAUGUCUGACUAUAAAGAUAUUUUUAUUGGAAUUGCGACUUGUCAAAAUGUAGUUGAAGUCUUAAUCACAUUUUGAACUUGUCAUAAAUACAUUACAGAUAUCUGUAAUGUGAAACCUGUCUAUCUUAUAGAUCAUCUAUCAUCCUAUAGAUCAUCUCCGGUCCGCUUGUCACUUUUAUAAAGCUUUGACAUAUUAAAACAACCAGUUCGUUCAAACUGCAGAUAAGCCGCUCGGCAGUCACGUGACGUAUCGACGCCUCUCGCUGUCAUUGGUCACGUGAUUCGGAACGCGCUCGAGAUUCUGCCUGACGACGAUUCCGCUUCGAGAGAUAGAUGCUGAGUCGAGUGGGAGGUCUCGAGUUGGACAUCUCUACAUUCAGCCUAAUACCUGCUGCUUGUGGAACUGCCGGACAGGACACAAAAAAACGAGCAUCCGGUUAUCGCGAGAAUCUGACGAGAACAUAAAAGACGCAACAUGGCGGGUUCAGAAGAAAGCCUUAACAACAAAGACAUAAAAGAAGAAACACGAGAUUCGGUUGUGAUAGAUCCGGGUCAGUUAAACUGGAGCAGUGGUGUAAAGCACGAGAACCAGAACUCAGAUUUUAUGAACUAUGACCACAACUUUGUAAACCAGGAGCACAUAAAGAGCGACAUUAAAGAAGAAAACCAAGAUCCGGAUAGCGACCAGAACCACAUCAAGAGCGACAUUAAAGAAGAAACCCAAGAAGUGGAGAGUGGUGGAGUGAAUAAGCAGGAGGAGAACCGUAACCAGGGCCAUCGGAGCUACGAACCCACGUUAUCCACAGAUCAACAGAAGCACAAAGGAAGAAGAGCAUCAAAGCUGCAUCUUUGUCAGCAAUGUGAUAAAGUCUUCACCAGACCAUCUGAUCUAAAGAAUCAUCAGAAGGUUCACUCUGGAGAGAGACCAUACAGCUGUGACCAGUGUGGGAAAACCUUUACAGCAAGUAGUAGCUUAAAGACCCAUGUGCAAAGCCAUACAGGAGAGAAACCUCACUCAUGUGAACAAUGUGGAAAAGCAUUUUCCUACAUAAGUAACUUACUGAGACACCAACAAGUUCACACUGGAGAAAAACGCCACUCUUGUGAAGAAUGUGGAAAAGCGUUCUUUGGCCUCUGUAGUUUGCGGAGACACCAACGUAUUCACACGGGAGAGAAACCAUACUCAUGUAAAUGGUGUGGAAAAGCUUUCUCUCAGGGCAGUCACUUGCUGACUCAUCAGCGUGUUCACACUGGAGAGAAACCGCACUCAUGUAUACAAUGUGGAAAAGCAUUUUCUGUCCCCAGUAAUUUACUGAGACACCAACGUGCUCACACUGGAGAAAAACCUCACUGGUGUAAAACCUGUGGAAAAGCAUUCUCGCUCCAAAGUAGUUUAGUUAAACACCAGCGUGUUCACACUGGAGAGAAACCUCACUGGUGUGAAAGCUGUGGGAGAACCUUUUCUCAAUUGUGCACCCUAAGAAAUCACCAGCGAAUCCACACUGCACAGAAACUUUAGAAGCAUGGCUUCACCAGUUUUACAAUAGAUGUAGCAUAUUUAUUAUUAAUAAUUUAAAUUUCAAAACUGGCGUAAGCAAAAACCUACGCCAACGUUCGGAUGUAUCAAUAACUAUGUGAAAUGUGCGUAGAUCUACGAUAGCUCCCUGGCUGGUGUACUUUUCUACAGCUAUUGGUAUCUGUUGGUGAAACUAAAAGGGCACCGUCACAGGCGCAAGUGUUAACAAAAAAAUGUAUUUUGUUAAUGUACAAAUAAUCUGUGACGUGGAAAUGCAGCUACAGUCAUCAACAUUGUGGUGAGGUGUCUGGUUCAAUGAUGAUUCAUUUAUUUCAACAAAAUUGCAUUGCACAGAUUUGAAGCUGGUACCAGAUCGGUGGCUUCUUAGUCAGUAAAUAAUUUACCUGUCUUAAUAUUAAUUCUUGUUGCGCAAAGAACCUGUGUGCCCCCAAAUAUCAUCCUGUCAACACUAGUCGGUGAUUUAAUGUAUAGGCUUCCUAUUAGUAGCUGUAUACAGUGUUAGGAGGUGUCAGGACAUCAUCCAGAUUAUUUUCUAGUUGUUUCAUCACUAUUUAGUACAAAACAGUAAGAACAUAAACAAAUAAUGAACUAACCUGAGUUUUAGUAAUAACAAAUUUGUAACGAUGAGCCAUUUGUAAUCAUAACACAACUACAUGUGUACACAUGGUACACUACACUACAUGUGUAACAUGUUUGCAUGUUGGACAGAAUUACAAGAAGCAUAUAACAGCUUUAUUUUGACUUUUCAUAAGUCCCACCAAGAAACAUGGUAAAAAGCUGUAUGAAGACACUUGUUGCUCCUACCAAAAGAUGGCACAUUGUGUCCUGUUAUGCAAAAUAGGGACAAAUCCUAGUACAUAAAACAAUUUUGCACCAAAUAACAGCAUUUUAUCUACUGAAUACAAUAACGUUGAUUUCAAGACAGUCCAAAUAAGUCUUAUUUUUAUUAGCACGUAUUCCCAAGAUAUUGCUCUUUAUCCACAGUGGCUGGUUAUUCUAAGAAAAGGGGCCUUGCCAAGAGUUAUUGAGACAAUUUUUGAGUUACUGAUGGGGGGAUCCUGUUGAAUAUAAGGUUAUGUCCUAAAACUGUAUCCAUAGUCUUUAAUUUUAAACCCGGAGAGCUGGAACCAUAUACGUGCUGUUGUUUUAAGCAACAGUUCCUCCUUGUAGGAGAAAGCACCCUUGAUCUCCUUAUCUUGGGGAAUGGGUUAGAGAAGAGUGUCUCAUAAGAAAACCGUGUUAAUUAAAAACUUAAUAUCACCUCUGUUCAGGUGUAGAAUGUAGAAUUUUGGACUUGUUGAUGCUACAAUAGAGAUAAACCUUAGUUAUGGAAAAGCUUUGGAAUAAGUAUUUAAAAUAUUUUGCAUUAAUUAAAAUAAACACCUUUUUUCACAUUUACUAGUGUGAAUACUCUUAUCAGGUUUUCCUACUGUGAUUUUUUUACAAAGUCCUCACUCUGCACAAACCUUUGGCAGAACAUCAGAACAACAAUUAAAAAAAUACUUCAUACCCUGUUUUAUUUUUUUGUACAGUUAAUACUGCUAUCUAGUUCUAUACAGUUUUUUUCUCUGUCUUAUUAAAUAAGACAAUAGGAUGCUCUUUUCACAGGCUUCUCUUCCAUUUUCACUUUUUAUGUUCAGUAACCAUCAGAGGCAACACCGAAUCAAAGCUAUGACUUUCAAGUAUUGUCCAGCCUAAGGCUUACCCGUGCAAUACUCAUGGUGUCUAAAAUAAUCAGCAUUUUUAUAUAAUACCUGUGAGGUGAAUGGAUCGUCUCAGAGGAAAAGUGCUCACUAACGCAGGCGUACAGUAGACAGAUUAGUGAACAAUGUUUAAGAGGAACAGAUCAUUUGUGUACAUAGAAAAAUGUCUCAGAUCUUUGAGUUCAGCACAUGAAAAAUGGGCCAAAAAGAGGAGUGUUGUGGUGCCAUGUAUGCUUGCAUUUUGUUUUGUGUUUUUUAUUCCCAGAAUAUGAUCUAUGAUUUAGGAUGUGUGUGUGACAUGUGCCCCAGGAUGAGGAGAAAUCUACAUUGUGACAGCAUCACCUGAAUGUGGUCCUUACUAAAUGAUGCUUCUGUUAUACAUGUUUGUGCAAUAAUUGUGAACACUGUGGUUAAUGUGGGUUACAAACUAAACAUUUAUGUAUGCAAGGUACAAAUAUGUAAUAUUUGUAAUUUGAAUACAUAAUAAACACAGAAACAAGUAAACCAAAACAGUUAAGGGUGUUAAACUAUGGUUUCAAGUUUCAAUGUUUAAAUGAGCAGAUGGUUGUUUUUCUUGUAGCGCCUCUUCUGGUUCAUAUUGUUCAUAUUAUUUGAUUGUAAAGCACUUUUGGAGUUUGCAUGUUCUCCCCAUGUUUACGUGGAUUCCACGGUUUCCUCCCACAUACAUUAGGUUCAUUGGUCAUUCUAGAUUGCCCAUAGGUGUGAGUGUGUGAAUGGUUGUAUGUCUGUGUGUUGCCCUGCGAUGGAUUGGCAACCUGUCCUGGGUGCUUAUCGCCCAUUAUGGAAUGAUCUUUAUGUAAAUUUGUAUAUAAGAAUUGCCACUUGUGGGUUAAAAUCUAAUCUAAUUUUUUUUUUUAUAAUUUAACAUGUAUUGUUAUAUAAUAUAUAACGUUUUUGUUUUGUUUUUUAAAUAUUUUUUCUGAAGACGCUCUGAAACCCCUGCUUCCCUGUGGCUCACACACAGAUAUGAUGUAGGUUUGAUCAGAGGACGUAACCCAGUGUUUCUCACACCUAAAUCUGACCACAGACAAUUUAAACAACAACAACACUCUCUGAAAGGAAGCCAUAGAUGGCAGUACUGCAGUCACCAUCAAGCUACUGAAACAUUAGAUGCUACAGGCCACAAAGAGAUCCUAUCUAAAUUACAGUUUGUGCAGAAAAAGGUUAUUUUUCUGGGUCACUUUAAUUACAGCUGAUGGCAAAUCCAUUUCACCCAAAGGAGUUGAAACAAUUUGAAACCUGCCAAAACCGUGCACGUACUGUAUAAACAGUUUAUGUCUUUUCCAGGUCUUUGUUCUUAUUGUAGGAACUUCAUUCCUAACUGUCUUUGAGGUCCCACUCCCACAGGGUUCUGAUGCAGACGUCUUUAUCGUUCACUUUUUCUCUCACAGACGUCUGAGGCUGAACAACGUUCACUGACCUCAAGCUUGCUCUUCACUCUGCUCCUACUUUGGGUCUUCCUGAUCUAAUGCUACGUGACCUUUUCACUCAGACAGUGGAUGAGAAAUCAGGUUGUAUGACUAUUUUCCUGCCAAGCUUGACCCACCUACUGCUGAACUUCCACACUGUCUGUGAGUACUGGCUGCAGCAAAGAAAGCCAUGGUGGCAUCACGUGACAUCAUAGGCUACUCUGACGUCACGUCAACAGAAAACAUCUACAGCCCGAUGGCUUAGAUGCAACACCACCUUGCUUAAAAUGAACAUUACUGUCAAGAAGUGCGAUGUGCUUAUCCCAGCCACUCUUCUUCCAGGCCCGGACGAUGAUGAUCCUCACAACUGUGUUAAUGGCUCCUCUAGAGACCCUGCUUCAGGCCAAUGUCAGGUUGGGUAUGGAGUCUGCACUUCUCAUGGCGUCUACACUACUUUGCUCAGGCUGCAGAGUUGAUCACGCUGACUGAAGCUGGUAAACUGACAGAAGGAUAGUCUUUUACCAUUUCCAGAGAUGCUUUUGGUGUCAUUUUCGUGCUCUGUGGAAGCACAGGCAGUUUUUGAAGUCUGAUGGCAAACCUAUCUUACAUCAUGGUAAGGUUGCUGCUUUGCUGGACGCUGUUCUGCUACCUACAGCUAAUGCUGUUUGUAACUGUCCGGCUCACACCAUCAAUGAUGACUUUGUUUCUGCGACAUGCAGCUGCCGACGCUGCUGCGAAGGUCGCUGACCGGCAACCCCUCCCUCUCCUGAUCCUCAUUUCCUCUCCAACACUCCCUACCCUCUCCUUCCUCAUCUCUCCCUGUGCUUUAAAAAUUUUGUAGCUCACAGGAAUGCAGACUCUGGCAGAUGAAUGGUGCCUCUGGUUCUCAUGGGGAGGACAGCGUUGACCCACAGUGGUCCACUCUGACCUCGGGUAGUUGUGAUGUAAUAUAUAAUGGCUAUUAUUAAGUAUUAUGAGAUUAUGUGUAAUAAUGCAUAGGUGUAUGUAUAUGUAUGUGAUAUAUGUAUGUUUGUACAGGUAUGAGUGUGUGCACAUACAUUAACUCUAUUAUUAGUAUUAAUAUUAAUUUAACAGUUAAACCCCAGUACAGUAGUUGUUUAGUUAUGAAUGUGUUGGCCUAAGGUACAUCUUUAUUUAGUUUUUUUGUGCCUAUUGUUUUGCUUAAUUCAUUUGUUUGGUUUCAGCAGCUGGUAGGACCGCAGCACAGAGUAGAGGAUCUGUGCGCAGUACUUGGUACUUUCUCGAUCUUCUCGUGAUCCUUCUUUCUGAUAUUGCUAUCAUCUGGGAUUGCUACAUCAGUACAGCCUUGUUCUCUUGUUUGUCCACCACUACUAUGACGGGUUAGUGGCCAUUACCAGUUUGUCAGUCUGUAUCUGGAAGUCCCACUGGAUCUUAGCUCUGUCAUUUUCAACCACCUUUGGAGGUGUGUCCCAUUUGGACUUUGGGACUUUCACCCUGUAGUCUGCACAGUUGUUCCUUUACACUAUGCCAGCCAAUAGGUCAUGGCGUUUCAUGUAUGCCUUGCCUGCUAGCAUCUUGCAUCCUGCUGUUGUGAUGGAUUGUUUCAGGGGCAUCUUUGCACAGCCUGCACCUGGGGUCCUGUUAGGUAUGGUAGAUCCCAGCCUCUAUUGAUCUGGUAGUCAUAGCCUGUUCCUGUGCCUCUGUGCUGUUUUUCAGUCCAGCUUUGUCCGGCACUAGUAGGAUUUGUCGAUCAGUCACUUCUUUUAUCUGCCUGUGGUACAUACCGUGUAGAGGUUUGUUCCUCUGUGAGGGUUCCUCCCCUUCCUUCCCCUCGUCUGGUUUCUGCUGCCUGAGGUAUUCACUGAGCAAAUCAUCUGUUAAGGACAUUUUCCUGAUGUAUUUAUGGAGCUUAGUUGUUUCAUCCUGGAUAGUGGCUCAUUAAUCCUCGGCCUCCUUCCUUUCGCUAAGCGUGCAGUCUCAGGGUGCUGGAUUUGGCGUGAAACCCAUCGUGCAUUGUAAGGAGCUUCCUUGUCUUGAUGUAAGAGGCUUCCAUUUCCUCUUUUGGCCAGCUUAUUGUGGCAGCUGGGUACCUGAUGACCAGGAGGGUGUAGAUGUUGCUCGUCUGGACUUUGUUCUUCCCAUCCAGCUGACUUCUCAGAACUCUGGUAGAUCUAUCCCUCUCAGUCCUGACUACCUUUCCUCUCCUGACCACACCUAUCCAGUCCGAAUGACAUUCUGAUGUCUUGGCUGUAUAUCCUGGUGGUAUAUAUAAGCGAGUUGAUAUCUCAUUCACUCUUGGCAUACAGCUUGAUGUCAUUAAUGAAGAGGAGGUAGCUGAUCAUAGCGUUAUUCCAUAAUAGGUGGUUCAUCUGGGGGGGGACAGAAAUGUGAGUUGAGGUUGUGAAUAUUGUAGUGAGGUUUGAUGGAGUAGGAGGGCAGUAACAGGGCUUCAUCGAAACGAGAGUUGAUAGACAGGGUAGGGGAAAUUAAAUAAGCAAAGGUGCUUGGGUGAUGGGACUUUAUUGAUUGGAUGCAAGAAUGAGGAUCAGGCAAAGAAAGCCUGGAAGAUCAGCUAAAGUUAUAAGGGCACUUAGAGUAGCAUAGGAGAGAGACAAGGCAGUAUGUGCAAAGGCUUCAUAAAUGGAGUUCUAGUAAUGAUUAAACUGAGGAAGUUGGUUGAACAUUUAGAAGGUAGGAUGUAAGAGGAUAAUAAGUGUAAAAAGGUUGACAAGGGGAGCGGAAAGAGUAGAGACAGAGUUAGUGAUGGUGGAGUUUGAAGGGAGGAGCUGCCUAGGAAGUCGUACUUUGGUUUUAUUUGUCGAAGAAACGGAGGAUACAAAUGUCGAGGAGAAUGAAACAGAGUCAGAGCCUGGGUCCCAGGAAGAGGCUAUAAGCAGAGAGAGUCGAGGGAAGGACAAGUUCCAAGAAGAAGGAGGAAUAAGGGUCCAGAGGGGCCCAGAGGGGAGAAAAGUAACCUUCAGACUGAAAACUCCAGGCUCGGAGGAAGAGUGGGAGCAGGGAAAAUCCCCUUUGAGAGUCCCGGGACAAGGGAGGUGUCAGGAUGAAUCUCCCCCACAAAGCCGGGGCGGGAAAUGGUAUUGGAAGGAAUCCCCACCGAGGGGUCAAGAGUGAAAAAGAUGGUGGAGGUCUCCUAAUUGGAAUUCAAACAAAAGGCGAAGAUAUUUUGCGUCAUGGAAUGAAACCCCGUUGGUCUCCCCCUGGCAGCAGAUGCUGGGCAAGUUUUUUUUGGGGAGAUCAGCUGAUUUAAGAAAGAAUGAUGCAGCUGGCUGCGGAGUUAGAGGAAUUAAAGAGAAAAACGGAACAGACCGAGAUGAGAGCGCAAGGAGGAGAGGCCGGCGGGGCAUCAAGGUCAGUCAGCCAGAGAGGGAGUGGAGCUAUGGCCCAAGUGGGUACCUUGGACAAAAAGAGGACCAGGGGCGAAGGGAGUGGAAAUUCGAAAGAAAUUAUCUAGUAGAAGAUAAAAAAGCUAACAAAGAAGAAUGGUAAUUGCAGCUGCUGUGCUAUGAGAUGUGUUAAAACUAGUUACCUAUUAAUCAAUAAGGUCAGUAUGUUGAUUCUUAUUGAUGAUGUUAUAAAAAUGUUGAUCUAAAAACUUCGAAGUGAUGAUAUUAAUCUCACAUUUAGGCCCUAUGGCAGGAGUUGUUUACCAAGGUAAAAGUAUGGUUAAAGAGGUCAAGUGCGUAACUAGGAACACACUUUGAGAAAUCUGAUGUGUAAUAAAAAAAUCUUGUAAUCCUACAAAUAAGGAAAGGUGGAAAGAACCGAGAAGUUAGAAAGGGAAGUACCUAGAUUGUUAGGUCAUGUUAAUAGGUGCAGGGCAGAGUUCUUACCAUGACUGUGCAUAUCUGCUGUAAAAUGCAGGCCUUUGGCCUGAUUGGACAAAAGAUGUUGAUCAUGCUAUGAAAAUAACCAAUGAGAGUAUAAGAUGAUGUAAGAGGGCGGGGGAGUAGGCACAAAAUGGGUAUAAAAACCCCAGGUUUUGGCUGGUUGGGCAGAAGACUUCGUGGCUGGGGAACAAAGAAGGAACAAAGGAACCCACAAUAAGGACAUCUGCCUGCGGGCAGUUGAGCAUCUUCACCCAGACGGGAUGAAGCAUCACAGGGAGAAUCAAGUUCUGAAUCGGAGCAAACUGGAAAAAAGAGAAUUAACAACUAACUCUCCCCCCUAAUCGGCCCUGUGGCCCAAACACCAAGCAGUAAGGGGAUUGAGUAAAAAAAAAAACAAAAAAAAACUUGACUGUGUUGAAUAAAAUUCUUUACCUUUUGAUUGAUUUAUCACUUGCUGUUUGCUUUUGCUGAAUAAAGCACAAAUUUGGAGUUGAA